AUCACUUGAAAUCAACAAGAUAUCAACCACCAUAGAGAAUGAGAAAAAUCUAGUUUCUGUUGGUGAUUCGGGAAGACCUAAAACUAUGAUGGAUCAGUUUUUAAGUGGGUUUGGAAUGAGUAGCUUACUCUCUGGUCAGACAACAAAACAAGCAACUAGCGUCAAUGGAACUACAGGAAGUUCCCCUCAACCAGUCCGUAGUGUUUCUACAGCGCCAUCUGCUGUCACACCACAAAAGGUAACUUUAUCUUUAGAAGAAAAACAGAGAUUAGCAAAAUCCCAGGACGACCAUUUAAAAUUUAAAUCUCAACAACCUUUGAACCCGUCAGGUUCGUCAAGACCAAACGCGCCAAAAACAGCGCCAUCUAGUCAAACACGUGACCUUACUUCCUCUCUUAUAAACUCUAAUUUACAGAAAAUGAAUUCACCUAGUUCGUAUAGUGUGGGGAGUCCUGGAAACAAUUCUUUCAUGGGAAGUAACUCUAGUCCAUACAUGGGCAAUAACACUAUGAUGGGAGGUAACUCUUACAUGACUUCCAGUGGGACCAAUUCAAUGAACGGACCAAAACCAACAGCAUCAAAAUCUGUUGAUUUAUCUGCAUUUGAUGAUCUAUUACCGAAUAAAAAUACUUCUAAGAAAUCUUUAAAUGAAAUGAAAGCCUCCCAAAGUGCUCAAUCUUUUACGCAAAACACAGGAAUGGGCAUGAUGGGUAUGCCAAGAAUGGGAAUGAUGGGUAAUCAAGGAAUGAUGGGAUAUCAACCAGGAUUCAACCAAACAUACGGUCAGCAACAACAAUUCAACCAAUCAGCAAUGAUGGGUGGAAAUCAAAUGACUUUUGGUCAGCCUAACAACAUGAUGACAUCACAACAAACGAUGGGAGGUAACUUUAUGAUGCCACAAAAUCAGACCACUAAUAAACCAAAUAAUGCUAGUAACAAUACAGACUUGUCAGAUAUAUUUGGAUAG
Messenger RNA from Lottia gigantea (owl limpet), 967 nucleotides. RefSeq lists its product as hypothetical. The record is from RefSeq and is a predicted model, not a curated record. NCBI's taxonomy places the organism in Eukaryota, Metazoa, Mollusca, Gastropoda, Lottiidae. The transcript has 3 exons. The annotation marks the transcript as partial.